AUGUAUUGGGGAAUGAUGGGAGGUGUAGAAGGAGAAUGGAGAAAAGGGCCAUGGACUGCCGAAGAAGAUCGUUUGCUCAUUCGUCAUGUCAACUUGCAUGGUGAAGGCCGAUGGAAUACGGUUGCGACCCUUGCUGGCUUGAAGAGAAAUGGGAAAAGUUGUAGACUAAGAUGGGUGAACUAUCUAAGACCAGACCUAAAGAGAGGCAGAAUUACCCCUCAUGAACAAACCAUCAUUCUCGAUCUACAUGCCAGAUGGGGAAAUAGAUGGUCAACAAUCGCAAGAAGUUUGCCUGGUAGAACAGAUAACGAGAUCAAGAAUUACUGGAGAACUCAUUUUAACAAAAGGAGCAAAUUAUUGGUGACUGCUUUAGAUGAGAAAACACGGUUAUUGAAGAGACAAAAGUUUCAACAAGAACAGCGACGACUACAACAACAACAACUUGAGAAGCAACAAAACGAAACUAAUUACAUCAUGAGAAAAGUAAUGACGUUGUUGGUUGAUGAAGAAAGUGAAGGAUAUAAUAAGUAUGUACCGCCUGCAGCAGCUAAUCGAGUCGAGGGGCAACAAGACAAGAUUUAUGAUCAUCACCAGGAACAAAUAUUGCCUAAUAGUAAUGGCGGUAGCUCAUCAUCAUCAUCAUCAUCUAAUUAUGCGUCGGAGACGCCCAUGGCCGAAGUUGGUCUAUGGGAUGGCUUUUUAUGGAACUUGGAUGCAUGA
This is a messenger RNA of Erigeron canadensis, 720 nucleotides long. Its product is annotated as transcription factor MYB20-like. Gene Ontology annotation, biological process: regulation of DNA-templated transcription. Gene Ontology annotation, cellular component: nucleus. The record is from RefSeq and is a predicted model, not a curated record. The transcript has 3 exons. Gene Ontology annotation, molecular function: DNA-binding transcription factor activity; sequence-specific DNA binding. NCBI's taxonomy places the organism in Eukaryota, Viridiplantae, Streptophyta, Magnoliopsida, Asterales, Asteraceae. Bases 1 to 720 code for a protein of 239 amino acids.